AUGACUUCGACUUUCGAUGAAGACAAUUUGGAAAGAUUGUCUUUAAAACUCUGCCGAAAGUUAACUAGAUCAACAAAAAUGGAACAGAAAGCUAUCAGAACCCUGGCUAUUGUCCUUGUGGUUUUCUUGGCCUGUUGGUCGCCAUUUUUCUCCCUCAACAUUUCAAACGCCCUCUGCAUAAGGUACGACCACGUAGGGCUUCUCUGCCGUAUAUCGCACCAGGUGAUGCAGGUUUUUGUAUGGCUGGGGUUUCUGAACAGUUUUCUCAAUCCUGUCAUCUACACCAUCUUUAACCAGGAUUUCAGAAGAGCUUUCCAGAAUAUUAUGAAAAAUGUAUUCAGAUGUUGUUGUUGUUAA
Molecule: messenger RNA, 357 nt
Organism: Helobdella robusta
Lineage: Eukaryota; Metazoa; Annelida; Clitellata; Rhynchobdellida; Glossiphoniidae
Exons: 3
Coding region: 1-357 (118 amino acids)
Biological process (GO): adenylate cyclase-activating adrenergic receptor signaling pathway
Cellular component (GO): membrane
Molecular function (GO): G protein-coupled receptor activity; dopamine neurotransmitter receptor activity, coupled via Gi/Go
Source: RefSeq, a predicted model, not a curated record